Messenger RNA from Fukomys damarensis (Damara mole-rat), 6418 nucleotides. It is a transcript of the gene Adar, whose product is annotated as adenosine deaminase RNA specific. The coding region runs from base 255 to 3785 and encodes 1176 amino acids. The transcript is spliced from 15 exons. Gene Ontology annotation, biological process: adenosine to inosine editing; RNA processing. NCBI's taxonomy places the organism in Eukaryota, Metazoa, Chordata, Mammalia, Rodentia, Bathyergidae. Gene Ontology annotation, cellular component: cytoplasm; nucleolus. Gene Ontology annotation, molecular function: tRNA-specific adenosine deaminase activity; double-stranded RNA binding; double-stranded RNA adenosine deaminase activity. The record is from RefSeq and is a predicted model, not a curated record.
GAUCUGAGAGCUCGGGCGGAGAGAGGGAGGACGGCGCGUGUUCGGGAGCCUCCGUGGGGAGCCGGCGGGCGCGUGGGGCCCUGCGGCCUGAGCUGGGAGGCAGCAGCCUGGCGGAGAGCGCGGCGCGGCCCAAACCCCUCCUCCCGGCAAACUUUCGGGAGGCCGGCUUUUCAAGGAAACGAAACCGAAAUUGACCCAGAGCCAUCUUGCUGCCGCAGACACCUGGCGUGGGGCGAUGCGCGCGGCUGGGCGCUAUGGAAUCGAGGCAGGGACACCGUUCCCACCCCAGCCAGGACAAUGAGCAUGGCAAGGCCACACAGCAGCCGUUGGGGCCAGGAUCAUACCUUAACAAUUUCCAACUCCAGCAAAUAGAGUUUCUCAAGGGCCGGCUUCCAGAAGUGCCCCUGCCUGGAAAACAGACACCAUUACUGCCACUGCCACCACCAUUCCUCCCAGGACUCUUCCCCGGAUUCCGGCCAGGGUAUCCAGGACCCCCUGCUGGAGGCGGGCAACUAGAGAUCAGGGGUGUCCCCAGGGCGGCACCUUUCAGAAGGCCGAGGCUCCAGGUAGGAUCCCAGUUUCCUUCACCACGCAGCAGAGUGCCAUGGAGAGGUAUUGAUGGGAUUUCCUCACAAUUCCAGGACCUGAGCAUCAGCCAGGAUCAGGAGCAAAGGAUCUUAGCAGUCUUGGAAGAGCUUGGAGAACAGUCAGCCACCACAGCACGUGAUCUGGGCAGGAAGCUCAGGGUGCCGAAGAAGGAAGUCAAUCACUUUUUAUACUCCCUGGCGAAGAAGGGUAAGCUGCGAAGGGGGGCAGGAACACCCCCUUUAUGGAGCAUUGCAGCCUCAGUUCAGGCGCAGAACGAGCCUGGUGAAGCAGUGAGACCAGACAUUCACAGCCCAGGAGCCCCAAACCCACAGCCCAGCUUGGGAGCUGAGGACAGAAUCUCCAAGUCUGAUUUAGAAGAUCCUCCUGAGCCUUUUGACAUGGCUGAGAUCAAGGAGAAAAUCUGUGCCUACCUGUUCAAUGUAUCUAACUCCUCUGCCCUGAAUCUGGCUAAAAAUAUUGGCCUCACCAAGGCCCGAGAUGUAAAUACAGUGCUGACUGACUUGGAGAGGCAGGGGGAUGUCUACAGGCAAGGGGCAACACCUGGCAUAUGGCACCUGACAGACAAGAAGCGUGAGAGGAUGCAAGUCAGGAGAAACGUGCACAGUGUCCCUGCGGCCACACCACCUGCUGUUUCCGAGCCUAGAAAAAGUGCCGCACUCCCCCCCUGUCACUUAGCCCCAUCAGAUGCUUCAAACAAGGUCGUGGCCACAGCAAAGGUGCAGAAUGGGCAGGAGCCUGUCGUAAAGCUAGAAAGUAGAGAAGAGGCCCGACCAAGACCAAUGAGACUGAGGCCACCGUUCUAUCACGGUAACCCUUCAAAAGCAGGGUAUGUGGACUUUGAAAAUGGCCAGUGGGCCACAGAUGACAUCCCAGAUGAUUUGAACAGUAUCCGCGCAGCACCAGGUGAGUUUCGAGCCAUCAUGGAGAUGCCCUCCUUCUACAGCCCUGGCUUGCCACGGUGUUCAUCCUACAAGAAGCUGACAGAGUGCCAGCUGAAGAACCCCGUCAGCGGGCUGUUAGAGUAUGCACAGUUCACUAGUCAGACCUGUGAGUUCCACCUCAUAGAGCAGAGCGGACCGUCCCAUGAACCUCGAUUUAAAUACCAGGUUGUCAUCAGUGGCCGAGAGUUUCCCCCAGCUGAAGCUGGCAGCAAGAAAGUGGCAAAGCAGGAUGCAGCCAUGAAAGCUAUGACAAUUCUGCUUCGGGAAGCCAAAGCUCAGGACAGUGGGAAGCCCGAAGAUUUAUCCCUCUGUUCCACAGAGGUGGAGUCAGAGAAGACAGCAGAACCCCAGCCCCCCACCCCUUCAGCCUCAUCCUUGUUUUCUGGGAAGAGCCCUGUCACAACCCUGCUCGAGUGUAUGCACAAAUUGGGGAACUCCUGUGAAUUCCGUCUCCUAUCCAAAGAAGGACCUGCCCACGACCCCAAGUUCCAGUACUGUGUUGCAGUGGGGGCCCAAACUUUCCCCACUGUGAGCGCCCCCAGCAAAAAGGUGGCAAAGCAGAUGGCAGCAGAGGAAGCCAUGAAGGCCUUGCAUGAAGAAGCCACCAGCGUGGCUGACAACCAGUCUGAAAGUGCGAACUCGGAAUCGCUGGAGACUUCAGAGUCUGGGGUGCCCAGCAGUAUCCGGAGGGUCAGUGAGCUUGUCAGGUACCUGAACACCAACCCCGUGGGUGGCCUGCUGGAGUACGCCCGCUCACACGGCUUCGCCGCCGAGUUCAAGCUGGUUGACCAGUCAGGACCUCCGCACGAGCCAAAGUUCGUUUACCAAGCAAAAGUUGGGGGCCGCUGGUUUCCAGCCGUCUGCGCACACAGCAAGAAGCAAGGCAAGCAGGAAGCAGCGGACGCGGCCCUCCGUGUCUUGAUUGGGGAGAACGAGAAGGCAGAACGCAUGGGUUUCACAGAGGUAACCCCAGUGACAGGGGCCAGUCUCAGAAGAACUAUGCUCCUCCUCUCCAGGUCCCCAGAUGCACAGCCAAAGACACUCCCGCUCACUGGCAGCACCUUCCACGACCAGAUCGCAAUGCUGAGCCACCGGUGCUUCAACACCCUCACCAAUAGUUUCCAGCCCUCCUUGCUUGGCCGGAAGAUCCUGGCCGCCAUCAUCAUGAAGAAGGACUCAGAGGACAUGGGUGUGGUGGUCAGCUUGGGGACAGGGAAUCGCUGUGUGAAAGGAGACUCUCUCAGCCUGAAGGGAGAAACCGUCAAUGACUGCCAUGCAGAAAUUAUCUCCCGGAGGGGCUUCAUCAGGUUUCUCUACAGCGAGUUAAUGAAAUACAACUCCCAGACUGCAAAGGAUAGUAUAUUUGAGCCUGCUAGGGGAGGAGAGAAACUCCAAAUAAAAAAGUCUGUUUCGUUUCAUCUUUACAUCAGCACCGCCCCGUGUGGCGAUGGCGCUCUCUUCGACAAGUCCUGUAGUGACCGGGCUGUGGAAAGCACAAAUUCUCGCCACUACCCUGUCUUCGAGAAUCCCAAGCAAGGCAAGCUCCGCACAAAGGUGGAGAAUGGGGAGGGCACAAUCCCGGUAGAGUCCAGUGACAUUGUGCCUACAUGGGAUGGCAUUCGGCUUGGAGAGAGGCUCCGGACCAUGUCGUGCAGUGACAAGAUCCUGCGCUGGAACGUGCUAGGCCUACAGGGGGCGCUGUUGACCCACUUCCUCCAUCCUGUGUAUCUCAAAUCUGUCACGCUGGGUUACCUUUUCAGCCAAGGGCAUCUGACCCGUGCUAUUUGCUGUCGUGUGACAAGAGACGGGAGUGCCUUUGAGGAUGGACUGCGAUACCCCUUUAUUGUCAACCACCCCAAGGUGGGCCGGGUCAGCGUAUAUGAUUCCAAGAGGCAGUCCGGGAAGACUAAAGAGACGAGCGUCAACUGGUGUUUGGCUGAUGGCUACGACCUAGAGAUCCUGGACGGCACCAGGGGCACGGUGGACGGGCCACGGAAUGAAUUGUCCCGAGUAUCCAAGAAGAACAUUUUUCUGCAAUUUAAGAAGCUCUGUUCCUUCCGUUGCCGCAGGGAUUUACUGAAACUCUCCUAUGGUGAGGCCAAAAAAGCUGCCCGAGACUACGAGAUAACCAAGAACUACUUCAAAAGAAGCCUGAAGGACAUGGGUUAUGGGAACUGGAUAAGCAAACCCCAGGAGGAGAAGAACUUCUACCUCUGCCCGGUGCCUAACGACUGAGGCGGCUGCCGCGCUGGUGAGAGGGAGGUUGUAGCAUCCUCACAUUCCUCAUCCAUUGGCCAGGGCCUUACGGUUUUGUUUUGCUUUGACUUUUGUUUUUAAUGGAGUCAUCAUUGCUGAUACUGAGGAUUGUGGAUUCCCAUUUGUCCUGCUUCUUUGGGGUUUCUAGGCAGGGCCUCAUCAGGCUUCUGGCUUUUUCCCAGGUAAGCAGAGACUCGGAGGAAGUUUGGAAAAGGGUUUAUUUUUCCACCAAAAGCAUACACACUCACCAGGCACCCGCAGCCCACCCCCCUUCAGUUGUGUCUGGCGUUUUCCACUUCCUUUUCCUCUGUGUUUGCUACACUGACCUCUUGUAGACUGGAUUAGCUUCCGGUCAUUUCUUUGCGAUCGUGGCAGGAACUCCAGACGCACAGGCCCCUGCACCUCCCCUUCUGAGUCCUUCCCGCAGUCAGGCUCCCCCCAGCCACCCGGAGGGGAAAGAGGUGAGCUUGGAGAGUCUGGAGCAGUGUUCACGAGGGCAGGAGUUGGAGAGCCCAUGGAAACGCAGUUGGCAUUUGCAGACCGUGCGCGGCAUCGGGCUUUUGCCCUGCAGCCAGCUGGAGAAGCUGCUGCUCGGGAAGUGUGUCCCUUCCUUCCCCGGGCAGCAGGGGGCUGAGAGCCAGCCAGAGUGGGCAAGGCAAGUUGCUCAAGCCGUCACUGAGGUUCCCCUCAGGACGGCACAUAUUCCGCGGAGCGUCACCGGGCUCCGUCUGCCCCACAGUCCAGCGCAUUCCUGGAAGUAGGCCCUGCCUGUGCAGGGAAGCGGUAAUCGCAGCCAGCCAGAGGAGAGAAUCCAGGCCAGAUCCCCGAGGGCCAAUCAUCUCCACUCAGAUGGUCAGGACAUGGCAAGAAUAAAGGCAGAAAUCACGUUGGGUUAGAUCACUGUUCCACCCGGUAUACUUCUCAUGGCAGUGAUACAAGGGAAGUUGACUAAGCCAUGUGUAAAUUUAGUUUUUAAAAGAAUGCCAGAGAUGUUGAUGCAUUGCUCUAGUUGCACAGAUUUAAAAUUCAGAUGUAUUUUUCCCCAUUCAUCCGUGUUUUCAUUUAGCUGUAGCUUUGGAAGCUGGUGGGCAGGGCGGCCUGAUGGAUGGGAGACCACAGCUGUAGGUGAAGGGCAGGCCUCCUCGGACUCUGUGGGGUCACCUCUGUGUGCACCUCCACCGUGGUCUGCGAUGCCUGGAACCCUGGGGAGGUUCAGCCUGUGGGGCUCCAGAGUCUUAGGAGGACCGUGCAGCCCCUGCCUCCUCCGAGACCAUACUGCCACUGUGCUCUGGACGACCCUGGGCUGCACCCAGACCCCCACUCGAGUUUUGGUGCCUCCCUACCCUGCGAACUGCUGUCUGGCCCACCUCUUCCAACAGUAGCUACAUCCCUGUUUGCACUUUUACAGUGGCUCCUUAUACUUUCUGUACCUGUGACCAAAAAUUGACCAAAACAUGUGUUUAGCAUACACAGGCUGUCUGCAGACAUGAAAGCACUUGGCGCCUGUCCUAGGGACGGCAGUGGCUGCUCCCCAACUCUGCAUAUCACCAGCUUGGACCUGAGCUGCCGGCGUAGUAAAUGUCCUGGUAGCUGCCUGGGGAGGAGCAGUGCUGUGGGCCCAGCCUGACAGGAAGCCUCCCUGCCCAGGUUCUGCAGGCUGAGGGCUGCACUGUAAUUCCUUGGGAUGUUUGGCCGUCUGGCCCCUUGGGCAUCGGUCGGGCAGGGCUGACACAGCUGUGUCGCUCACCCGAGGAGCACAGGGGCUCGGAGAACAGCCUGAGAGCUUAGCUAGCACCUGCAGUAGUCUGGUUCCACUGUGGGAGGAGCAAGGCUCCUGCAGCCACACCUGCUGGAACUGAGCACAGCGGGCCCACGGCGGACAGGGGUGGAGCUUCACCGUGUCCACCUUCUGUCCAGUCUUUAGUGCUGAGGAGGCUCCUCCCCCUUUUUAAUGACUUUUGUAGUUGAUGUGUCUGAACUGUGGCUGUUGUGCAUUGUGAAUAACCACUCGUCCAUGCUUGAAGCUAUUUCCUUUACUCAAGUUGAAGGGACGUUGUUGGCCUUGGGGUCUUGACCAUGACCCCAUGAGCAGAGUGGGAGAGAGCCUAGGCAUAGCCUUGGUGCCACAAUGGCUGCAGUCCAGUUUUAGGAUUCUGCUUUUUGUGCCCCUUAAUUCUAAAAAUAUACAUUCCUCAAAUAAAAACAGAAAAUCUGAAUUAGGAAGUGUGAAGUCUUGUCUCCCGGGCUGACAUCACCAGCUGCGUCUGACACGGACCUGGAGAGAGGGCACCUAAGAGCCAUAGGACCCUUGGGGCGGGGCUUCAAGGCCAGAACAGGAAGGACCCAGAGGCCUGUGUAGAGUGAGCUGCAGCGCAGCUGGAAUUAGAGAUGCGCUCUGGCUCCCUUGCGCCUCGGGUAAAGCUGUGACUCCCUCUUUCCACAAUGAGACUUACUCCAGAAUUCUGAAAGAUGCAUCCCUAACCUUCUAACACUGCCAUCGUACCAGUGGACACAAAGUAGCCGGCAGUGAGGCUCAGGCACCAUGGACGUGUCCAUUCUGACAGUGGAGCCAGUGCCAUGUCCAGGAGCCUCACACUUAACCACCAGAACUC